AUGCUCGUCUACUACCUCGACACCGGCCCGGGAACAAGUAAAUCGUCAACGCUGUGCUCCUUGUUGUUGCUGCUGCUCGUCAUCGCAACAUUCCUUGUGUGUGAAGUGCCUGGACAGAUGAAGGAGGAACUCGUCGGAGUUGCCAAUCACAAAAAGAUUGGAAACAAAGUUACGCUUGUCAACCACACAAUAAUAGCCAACGAGGAAAACUUUAACUCUUUUGUGUACAUCCAGCGCUUCCCGAAUUCAUGUGAGGCUUAUAUCGACAAAAACACCAUUGAGUUUAACAUCGACGGCAAGGCAUGCACAAUGGACCUCCUCAGCAGGAACAAAAGCAACAACAACAGGAUCAAGUUCAAAGCUGGAGUGAGGAACAAAGGAGGGCAAUGCUUUGGAGAUGGUUCCAAAGUGCAGGAUAGCUUUAACAACACUAUGCCCUUCGUUUACAGCAAAAACAACAAGGAUGUCGAAAGGCUCAGCAAAGGUCCAAUCUAUACUCACGAGGAAAUAUGUAAGAAAAAAGAGGCGUGUGGAUUGUGCAUGCCGUGGACGAUUCUUGAAGUCUCUUGGACCAGAACGGAUUAUUAUUACUACGCGUUCACCCGUUUAGGUAAAAUAAAACUCGAACAGACAUGCCUAUAUUGUAUUUUUGUUCUUUCAGUUGGCGAAGUGACUCCCGGCAAGAAGGAUAAAGCCGAGAGUGAUGGUUCUGAGGAUAAGACCAUCGAUAUAGAGAUAGAAAGUGACCACAGAUUCACGAUGCUCUUUGGAGGCAAUUUGACUCAUGAGCAGACCUUCGACUCAUCUGUGCUGCCCUUGACUGUGGACAAAAUUAAAUGCGUUCCAAGGAACACUCCCUUCGUUGCCCCAGAAACAUGGACCAUCACAAAUGACAAUCUGGAAGGUGAACGUCUACUCGUCUUCAGCCUGCUUCCAGCGAGUGCGUCUGUUGUGUUGAGUGGUAAGAAACUUGUGGGUACACCAGCCAGGCAAAAAUGUCAUCUCUUCGUCCAAUUUGAAAGACCGGACUACGAGCUGCUGUUUGUCUCUCCUCCGCCACCUACAACAACGACGGUUACUACUACACCGGAACCAGAGACUACAACGUCUGCUCCUUGUGAGUGUCCAACUACAUCUUCAGAGACUGCAACAGCAACGACAACUUCUGCUCCUUCAGCUGAAACAAAGUCGUCAACUUCGCCUGUCUGGGGUUUUCUCUUCAUUCUUCUACUGGUUGGCUGGAUCGUCAUAAACGCGGGGUGGAUUUGCUUCAAUAUGAAGAAGGAUGAAAAUGAGCUAAGGGAAGAGAAAAUGCCAAGAAGUAUUGUAAUAACUACAGGAGACUCGGAGUAUGGAUCGGAAGUUAAUACGGCAAUUCAAGUGGAUGCUGAAAGCGCAGAGACGGCACGGGAAGAUGGAGAGUCGACAAGACCACAAAGCGUUGUGAUAACUACAGGAGACUCGGAGUAUGGACCGAACGUUAAUACGGCGAUUCAAGUGGGUGUUGAAAGUGCAAAGACGGCACAGGAAGACGGAAAGUCGACUACAGCUCCAGUGAAUGUUGGGCAGGCACAAAGUGCAAACACGGCACGGGAAGAUGAAAAGUCGGUUACAGCUGAAGUGGAUGUUGGGCAGACACAGGAAGACGAUGGGGAAACUGAGGGAUCGGAUAAUGAGACGGUGACUCCUGUGGAAACCGAGACGCUGCCGGAGCUUGAAGAAUAAAUGGAGAUGUGAGAGAGGGAUUAAUAAUUAUAUCUAGUGAUGAUAUUGU
This is a messenger RNA of Meloidogyne enterolobii, 1774 nucleotides long. NCBI's taxonomy places the organism in Eukaryota, Metazoa, Nematoda, Chromadorea, Rhabditida, Meloidogynidae. The record is from the annotation of a GenBank genome assembly.